CCCACCCAGCUCCUCUUCCUCGGUGAGGCGCUCCUCCAGCAGGCAGGCAGGCAGCAUGGCGGCCGUGGAGGCGCGCGUGUGCGAGACGGACGGCUGCAGCAGCGAGGCCAAGCUCCAGUGUCCCACCUGCAUCAAGCUGGGUAUCCAGGGCUCGUACUUCUGCUCGCAGGAAUGUUUUAAAGGAAGCUGGGCUACUCACAAGUUACUACAUAAGAAAGCAAAGGAUGAAAAAGCAAAACGAGAAGUGUCUUCCUGGUCUAUGGAGGGUGAUAUUAACACUGAUCCAUGGGCAGGUUACCGAUAUACUGGUAAACUCAGACCACACUAUCCACUGAUGCCAACAAGGCCAGUGCCAAGUUAUAUUCAGAGACCAGAUUAUGCUGAUCAUCCCCUAGGUAUGUCUGAAUCUGAACAGGCUCUUAAAGGCACUUCUCAAAUUAAAUUGCUCUCAGCUGAAGAUAUAGAAGGGAUGCGACUUGUGUGUAGGCUUGCUAGAGAAGUUUUGGACAUUGCUGCAGGGAUGAUCAAACCAGGCGUUACUACUGAGGAAAUAGAUCACGCUGUGCACUUAGCCUGCAUUGCAAGAAAUUGCUAUCCUUCUCCCUUGAAUUAUUAUAACUUCCCAAAGUCUUGUUGUACCUCAGUGAAUGAAGUCAUCUGCCAUGGAAUUCCAGACAGACGGCCCUUGCAAGAAGGUGAUAUUGUUAAUGUGGACAUCACCUUGUAUCGCAAUGGUUACCACGGGGACCUGAAUGAGACCUUUUUUGUUGGUGAAGUGGAUGAGGGAGCACGGAAGCUUGUUCAGACCACCUAUGAGUGUCUAAUGCAAGCCAUCGAUGCAGUGAAACCUGGUGUCCGAUACAGAGAACUGGGAAACAUUAUUCAGAAACAUGCCCAAGCAAAUGGGUUUUCUGUUGUACGAAGCUACUGUGGGCAUGGGAUCCACAAACUCUUCCAUACAGCCCCCAAUGUCCCUCAUUAUGCCAAAAAUAAAGCAGUUGGAGUCAUGAAGUCGGGCCAUGUGUUUACAAUUGAGCCAAUGAUUUGUGAAGGUGGAUGGCAGGAUGAAACCUGGCCCGACGGUUGGACUGCAGUGACGAGAGACGGAAAGCGCUCUGCUCAGUUUGAGCACACGCUGCUGGUCACAGACACUGGCUGUGAGAUCCUGACCCGUCGCCCCGACAGUGCGCGGCCUCACUUCAUGUCCCAGUUCUAGCUCCUCGCAACAUGACAUCCAACAGCUCUGUAACACACUCUUACUGUACUGUGCAUUUUAUUGAAAGUACAGAAGGAAGAGGAAAUUUUUUUACAACUAGUUUUGUUUUGACAAUAGAUUUAAAAAAAAAAAGACUGCAGCAUUUGAUAUGUGUCCUCAAGAACUUGGCUUGAAUCGGAACAGGCUGAGAAGAAUAAAUAAAACCUUGCUCAACUUCUCCCUGCCCCCAUCUCUGCACACCUGUUUUCUCCUUUGUCCUUUAAGCACUUUUACUUAAACCUGCCUCUAGUUGCUUUUAUCACUGCUGCAAACCAACCAUGAAGAGCCAGCUGCUUUCCAGGUGAAUGUUGAAGAUGCAAAUCCUUGAAGCUUUUGUCAUUUCUGUUUAGAUUUUUUUUUUUUGUAUUAUGUAUAUAUGGAAAUAUAUGGAUACCUUUAAAUUCCAUAGACAUAACGGCGGAACACUACGUGACCUGGAGUUUGUGCUGAUUCUGCUCAGUCAGGGUUACCUGCUGUCGUCCAUGGACCCCUGCCUUGCAGUGACCUGAUUCCCACUUGGAGAAUUGCCCUCCCUUGUGCUAAUUACCCCUGCAAAUUGUGCAUGGGGAAGUACUCACGCAAUGUGAUCUUCUCACCAGUGCAGGCCUUGUGUGUCUAAAUGAAUGUGGGCAAAUUCACUUUUUUAAAAAGUGUGUCAGGCUUUUUUAGAGUCUAGUUUAUGGCAGAAACAGCCAUGCUCCAAGUGGGGGUUGGCUGCUACAUGACAUGAGGGUUUUGUGAUAUACUGCUAAUUCAGAUUUAUUCACUCAGAAAUGGGAGGAAAGAAACCCUCUGGGAAGAGGGGACUCUGCUUUAUCUCAAGGGUAAGUUUUGGAAAUGCCGAGAGGAGGGUGGAGGUUGCAAUUGGAAGGGAGCAGGGAGCACUCUGACAUUUCGCCAGCUGUGAGCACAGUGAGUCAGCUAGCUGUUCGAUUCUAACAAUUAAGAAGUCAGGUAAGGUGAAAGGAACAUGCUUAGUACUGUAACCUUGCAGAAGAGAUGCAGUGGUCUUUGUGUGAAGACACCACCUCAGCUUUAGUUAGUUGAAAAAUGACCGCAGCUGCCUGAUACCUUUUUGUUCCUUUCAACAAUUGUCCAAACAGGAUUGUUUGUGUAGGGAACAUAUCAGAUCAUAAAGUCAUCGUCAAUGCAGUGUACUUUAUUACUGGGUCUCUGAUGACUAUCCUGUAAUGCAGUUUGAUACCACUGACAUGUUAUACUUGUAAGAGCACAUCUUUCCCAGAGUGCCUCAGACCUUAUUGCUUUAAAAGAAUUAUGACAAUGUUUUCAUUACUUUUAUUAUUUUAAUGAUUUAGUAAAGUGACUGAAUCUGGUAGACUUUGGUGGGUGAUGUUUUUAACAGACUGUGCUAAUUGUGAAUGGACUGCCUUGCAAUAUGAAUAUUAAUGUAAUGUGUAAAGGGAGAUUAAAGAGUUGGACUGAUUA
This is a messenger RNA of Ochotona curzoniae (black-lipped pika), 2701 nucleotides long. RefSeq names its product methionyl aminopeptidase 1 (gene METAP1). The transcript is spliced from 11 exons. The coding region runs from base 56 to 1216 and encodes 386 amino acids. Lineage: Eukaryota; Metazoa; Chordata; Mammalia; Lagomorpha; Ochotonidae. The record is from RefSeq and is a predicted model, not a curated record. Gene Ontology annotation, molecular function: metalloaminopeptidase activity. Gene Ontology annotation, biological process: proteolysis.